Molecule: messenger RNA, 3541 nt
Organism: Balaenoptera ricei (Rice's whale)
Lineage: Eukaryota; Metazoa; Chordata; Mammalia; Artiodactyla; Balaenopteridae
Gene: RAP1GAP
Product: RAP1 GTPase activating protein
Exons: 25
Coding region: 233-2788 (851 amino acids)
Biological process (GO): activation of GTPase activity; regulation of small GTPase mediated signal transduction
Cellular component (GO): membrane; cytoplasm
Molecular function (GO): GTPase activator activity
Source: RefSeq, a predicted model, not a curated record
AGCUCGGAAAGUCCAGCGAAUCCCCUGCUCCCGGCCCGAGGGCGGCGCGAACAAGCGGCCCUUUCUGAGCGCGGCUGCCCCCGACAGCUGGACCACAGCCCGCGGGGGCGCGGACAAUCCCGGGGCUUGUGGCCGGGGGCGGGGCGGCUCGGGUUGCCAAGGUGACCCGCGCGCGGGGAGGCGGCUCCGGCUCGGCGCGGGCCGGGCGGGUGGCGCGGGCGGCGGCGGCACCAUGAGCGGCCGGAAGCGCAGCUUCACCUUCGGGGCCUACGGAGGGGUGGACAAGUCCUUCACCCCUCACCGGAGUGCGUGGAGGAGUGAUGGGCAGAACCAGCGCUUCCCUCAGGCACUAGACCUGCCACGAGUGGACUUAGUUCCCUCCCAGACUGCUUCACUCCACCCUAAGAACACAGAUCUGUUUGAGAUGAUUGAAAAGAUGCAGGGAAGCAGGAUGGAUGAACAGCGAUGCUCCUUCCCACCACCCCUCAAAACGGAGGAGGACUACAUUCCUUACCCGAGCGUCCACGAGGUCCUGGGGCGAGAAGGGCCCUUCCCCCUCAUCCUGCUGCCCCAGUUUGGGGGCUACUGGAUUGAAGGCACCAAUCACGAAAUCACCAGCAUCCCGGAGACAGAGCCGCUGCAGUCGCCCACGGCCAAGGUGAAGCUGGAAUGCAACCCCACCGCCCGCAUCUACCGCAGGCACUUUCUUGGCAAGGAGCAUUUUAAUUACUACUCACUGGACACUGCCCUGGGCCACCUUGUCUUCUCACUCAAGUAUGAUGUCAUCGGGGACCAGGAACACCUGCGUCUGCUGCUCAGGACCAAGUGCCGGACAUACCAUGACGUCAUCCCCAUCUCCUGCCUCACUGAGUUCCCCAACGUGGUCCAGAUGGCAAAGCUGGUGUGUGAAGAUGUGAAUGUGGAUCGAUUCUAUCCUGUGCUCUACCCCAAGGCCUCCCGCCUCAUCGUCACCUUCGACGAGCAUGUCAUCAGCAAUAACUUCAAGUUCGGAGUCAUUUAUCAGAAGCUUGGGCAGACCUCCGAGGAAGAACUCUUCAGCACCAACGAGGAGAGCCCCGCCUUCGUGGAGUUCCUCGAAUUCCUUGGCCAGAAGGUCAAACUGCAGGACUUUAAGGGGUUCCGAGGAGGCCUGGACGUGACCCACGGGCAGACGGGGACCGAGUCUGUGUACUGCAACUUCCGCAACAAGGAGAUCAUGUUUCACGUGUCCACCAAGCUGCCCUACACAGAAGGGGACGCCCAGCAGUUGCAGCGGAAGCGGCACAUCGGGAAUGACAUCGUGGCUGUGGUCUUCCAGGACGAGAACACGCCCUUUGUGCCGGACAUGAUUGCAUCCAAUUUUCUGCAUGCCUAUGUGGUGGUGCAGGCCGAGAGUGGGGGCCCCGAUGGCCCCCUGUACAAGGUCUCCGUCACUGCGAGAGACGACGUGCCCUUCUUCGGGCCACCCCUCCCGGACCCUGCUGUGUUCAGGAAGGGGCCUGAGUUCCAGGAAUUUUUGCUGACAAAACUGAUCAAUGCUGAAUAUGCUUGCUACAAGGCAGAGAAGUUUGCCAAACUGGAGGAGCGGACACGGGCCGCCCUCCUGGAGACGCUCUAUGAGGAACUGCACAUCCACAGCCAGUCCAUGAUGGGCCUGGGUGGCGACGAGGACAAGAUGGAGAACGGCGGCGGGGGCGGCGGCUUCUUCGAGUCCUUCAAGCGGGUCAUCCGGAGCCGCAGCCAGUCCAUGGAUGCCAUGGGGCUGAGCAACAAGAAGCCCAACACCGUGUCCACCAGCCACAGCGGGAGCUUUGCACCCAACAACCCGGACCUGGCCAAAGCGGCUGGAAUAUCAUUGCUUAUUCCUGGGAAAAGUGCGAGUAGAUUCGGACGCCGGGGCAGUGCCAUAGGCAUAGGAACCGUGGAAGAGUCACUGAUUGUCCCUGGAAAGAGCCCCACCAGGAAGAAGUCGGGCCCGUUCGGCUCACGCCGCAGCAGUGCCAUCGGCAUUGAGAACAUACAGGAGGUGCAGGAGAAAAGGGAGAGCCCCCCGGCUGGCCAGAAGACCCCAGACAGCGGGCACGUCUCACAGGAGCCCAAGUCGGAGAACUCAUCCACUCAGAGCUCCCCAGAGAUGCCCACGACCAAAAACAGAGCGGAGACAGCAGCUCAGAGAGCAGAAGUGCUGAAGGACUUCUCCCGCUCCUCGUCCAGUGCCAGCAGCUUCGCCAGCGUCGUGGAGGAAGCAGAGGGUGUGGACGGGGACGAUACAGGCCUGGAGAGUGUCUCGUCCUCGGGGACGCCCCACAAGCGGGACUCCUUCAUCUAUAGCACGUGGCUGGAGGACAGUGUCAGCACCACAAGUGGGGGCAGCUCCCCAGGCCCCUCUCGGUCACCCCACCCAGACGCCGGCAAGUCGGGGGACCCUGCAUGUCCCGAGAUCAAGAUCCAGCUGGAAGCAUCUGAACAGCACAUGCCCCAGCUGAUGAGGCCGCAGAAGCACAAGGUGAAGAUGCUGUGUCAAAUCCAGGCAGACGGGACCUCUGCCCCCGAGGCCAGCACCAGCCUGUGGGCUGCCCCUGGCCUCCCCAGCCCUCCUCCUGGCCCACUGUCUGGGCUGUCUCUGCAGGGUGGAGCCAUCCAGACCUGGGAGUGGGGAAGCUGCUGGCACCAUCCCCACCCCCUGGGCUGGGGGGCUGGCUGGGGCAGGGAGUGGUCACUUGAAACAGGACUCCAGGCCUGGCUCAUCUGUCACCCCUGGGUGCUCCUCUGGACUCAGGGGGAGUGAGCUGGAAGGGGGGAUUGAGACAUCUCAGUGCACACAGAGCCUACUAUGGAGGCCGUGGGGUGUGACGUGUGGUAGAAUGAGCACUGGGCUGGGAGUCCUAAGUCCUAGCUUUUGAUUUGGGUUCUGCUCUGUGACUAUGGGCAAAUCACUCUCCCUCUCUGGGCAAAUCACCCUCCCUCUCUGGGUGCCUCUGCUAUAAAUGGACAAGAUUAUUUCAGAGGUCACUGAAGGCUGUGAGUCCAUGCAUCUGCCCCAGAAUGGAGGAUUGUCGUCCCAGGGACCUCCCAUCACCCUACCCUGCUUCUUGGGGUUCCUGGGGCCCCGGUGGGCCAAGGGGCAGGGAGCUGGCUGUGCCCAUUGCCCCUCCUGGACCCUCAGUCUCUACCACAGAUCUGCCGAUGCCCUGUCCACUGCCUCCACGACAGACGAGUGACCCGCUUGUGGGGGAAGUGGGAGCUACCUGGCUCCUCAGCCAGCACCCGGCUUAACCCCUGCCUUCCCAUGCUCCUGGGCACGCCGGGCCGAGGGGUCUCAGCUGGCCUAGAGUUACGGGCCGCACCUUUGCGCCACCCUCACCCACCAUGGAGGGGGAAGCCAGGCACAGCCCACAUCCUUGUGUGUGUCUGUCCACACUUUUUAGGCGCCACGCCAAAGGCCAGCCUUCCGGCCCCAACACCCAUUUUGGAAGCCCCCCGUGGCCGUGUGUAUGUCAGUAACAGUUGUACAAAAUAAAUUCUAUUUAUCGCUAUUGUA